Messenger RNA from Procambarus clarkii (red swamp crayfish), 3750 nucleotides. The record is from RefSeq and is a predicted model, not a curated record. NCBI's taxonomy places the organism in Eukaryota, Metazoa, Arthropoda, Malacostraca, Decapoda, Cambaridae.
AUGUCUGGCAAUGCUUCUCCUUUACCUCAAUUUAUUGAACAAAUAAUUCAGCCAGUGAACAUGGAGCGGUUACUACGGCCCGAGCGGUUUGCUACUGACCCAAACGCCACCAACGCCGCUCAGGAAUGGCGUCACUGGCUCAAGACGUUCCAAAACUUCACUCUAGCAGUAGAAGAAAAUACUCCCACCGUGGACAAGCUGCGUCUCUUAAUAAACUACGUUGCUCCACGUGUGUUCGACUACAUAGCUGACUGCACUACGUAUGAUGCUGCUGAAAAAUCCCUAACAGAACUGUUUGUGAAGCCCAAGAAUGAAGUAUUCGCAAGGUAUGUGCUUGCAACACGACGCCAAGAACCCGGUGAGUCGCUUGAUCAGUUUCUUCAGGCUUUAAAGUUAUUAGCUAAAGAUUGCCAGUUCAAAGCAGUGACUGCUGUAGAAGCCUGUGAUAACUAUGUGAGAGAUGCUUUCAUUAAUGGGCUAGGUUCUGCCACAAUAAGGCAGCGCUUACUUGAAAAUAAAACUUUAGACUUACAGUCAGCCUUUGACCAGGCUCGCACUCUAGAAACGGCACAGAAACUUUCUGCCUCUUAUGCUCAGCCAGGGGCUACAAAUGCUGCCAUGGCACUCUCAUUAGACCUGGAGGACUCAGGAGGACAAGAAAGUGUAGAAGAAAAGGUUGACACAGUUUCUGCAGCUACAACUAGUGGUUUAAAGUGCUUCUUUUGUGGUCACACUCGACAUCCUCGCAGUCGAUGUCCAGCUAGAGAGGCUCUGUGUAUGAAUUGCAAGAAAAAGGGUCAUUAUGCUAAGGUCUGCCGAUCUCUGAAACAGACUAACAGCGCUUCAAACACCCAACAUUCCGCUGCUAUGCUCGCUACUUUAGCUGGGACUUCGCCCUCAUGCCUCAAUAAAUCAGUGCUUAGUUCUAAGAUCAAUGGUAUUCCAGUUAGUGCACUGAUUGACACUGGUAGCUCUGAGAACUUUAUUCAUAAGAAUAUUGCCGAGCAGAGUGGGUUACUCGUCUAUCCUGACAAUGGGGCAGUUUCUAUGGCUACUGUAUCGUUCUCUUCAAAAUUCCUGGGUCAGUGUUCUGUAGACUUAGAAUUGCAAGGAGAAACUUACCAUGGUGUGAAUCUCAAAGUGUUACCCGAUUUGUGUGCUGAUGUGAUUUUAGGUCAUAACUUUUUACAAAAUCAUUCUGUGCUCGAGAUGGCUUUUGGAGGAGAUAGACCUCCCCUUAGAAUAUGUGGAUUAGCUGCCGUCAAAGUUCCGGCUCCAUCUCUCUUCAGUAAUUUAGCACCAGACUGCAAGCCGAUUGCUGUAAAAUCCAGACGCUAUUCUGAGGCUGACAAGUUGUUUAUUGAAUCUGAGACCGCUCGGAUGCUACGUGAAGAGAUAAUUAGACCCAGUCAUUCUCCAUGGAGAGCCCAGGUAUUAGUAACUAAAGGAGAACAUCACAAGAAAAGAAUGGUUGUAGAUUAUUCACAAACAAUCAAUCGAUUCACGGGGCUGGAUGCCUACCCCUUACCACAUAUAGAUGAGAUUGUGAAUAAUGUUGCUAGAUUUAAAGUAUACAGCAUGCUAGACUUGAGAAGUGCUUACCAUCAAGUGGGUUUAACAGAGGAAGAAAAACCCUAUACAGCCUUUGAAGCUUGUGGGAAGCUUUUUGAAUUUAAUCGUAUCCCUUUUGGGGUCACUAAUGGAGUGGCUAGUUUUCAAAGGGUAAUUGAUGGCAUCCUUGAGAAAGAAGGAGUGGAGGGUACCUUCGCUUACAUAGAUGAUGUCUGUGUGUGUGGAGAUUCUGAGGAAGACCAUGAUAAAAAUCUGAAACAUUUUAUGGACGUUGCGAGAAGGUAUAACCUGACCCUGAAUCUUGAAAAGUGUAGUUUUCGACUCAGGUCUAUAAAGCUGUUGGGAUAUCUUAUACAAGAAGGAGAAAUUAGACCAGACCCGGAACGCCUCGAGCCACUGUUAAAACUUCCACUACCAAGUAACACAGGUUCUUUACGCAGAACAAUGGGAAUGCUUGCACAUUACUCCCGUUGGGUGCUGAGUUUUUCUGAGAAGAUCCGUCCUCUCUCUCAUGCCAAUGAUUUUCCCUUAUCUGCUGCCGCUGCGAAAGCUUUUGAAGGAUUGAAACAAGACAUUGCUGAGGCAGUGGUUCGAGCAAUCGACCCAACAGCUCCUUUCGCUGUGGAAACCGAUGCUUCAGAUCAUGCUAUUGCCGCUACCCUAACCCAGAAUGAACAACCAGUAGCUUUCUUCUCCCGAACACUUUCAAAUAGUGAACAAAGGCACUCAUCAGUGGAGAAGGAAGCGUAUGCCAUUGUGGAAGCCCUAAGGAAGUGGCGACACUAUCUCAUUGGACGCCAUUUUCGGCUUGUGACUGACCAGCGCAGUGUUGCUUUUAUGUUUAACUCUAAAUCAGCUGGUAAGAUUAAAAAUGAUAAAAUUGCUAGAUGGCGAGUCGAACUCUCCUGUUACCACUAUGACAUUGUAUAUCGCCCAGGUAAAAAGAACAUACCAGCUGAUGCAUUCUCACGUGUAUGUGGUGCCACCAGUGUGGAUGAAUUAAAGGAAUUGCAUGACAAUCUGUGUCACCCUGGAGUGUCUCGUAUGGCUCAUUUUGUCCGAUGUCGAAAUCUGCCUUAUUCUGUGGAAGAAGUGAAGAAGAUGACUAAUUCUUGCUCUGCAUGCUCUGAACUUAAACCUCGGUUUUGCAAGUUUGAUUCUGGGCAUUUGAUUAAAGCUACUCAGCCAUUUGAAAGACUCAACAUAGAUUUUAAAGGACCACUUCCAUCACAUUCAAGGAAUAAAUAUAUCCUUACUGUUGUAGAUGAAUUCUCUAGAUUCCCUUUUGCAUUCCCUUGUUCAGAUAUGACUACUGGUACAGUAAUUCAGUGCCUGGUGCAGUUGUUUGCAAUCUUUGGUAUGCCUGCAUAUAUACACUCUGAUAGGGGAACUUCGUUUAUGUCUGAGGAGUUGAAAGAUUUUCUACUAAAAAAAGGGGUAGCAACUAGCCGUACGACUCCUUACAACCCUAGAGGAAAUGGCCAGGCUGAGAAGUACAAUGGGAUUAUUUGGAAGACAGUGCUGCUAGCUCUUAGGACGAGAGGCUUAGAUGUAUCCCAAUGGGAAGUUGUUCUUCCUGAUGCACUCCACUCUAUUCGAUCACUGUUGUGUACCUCUACAAAUUGUACACCACAUGAACGAUUCUUCCAGCAUACAAGAAGAUCAACUUCAGGGCGAGCACUACCUACGUGGCUUGCUUGCAGAGGCCCUGUCCUCCUGAAACGUCAGGUGCGGCAAAGCAAAAAUGAUCCUCUAGUUGAUGAGGUUGAGGUCGUAGACGUGAAUCCGGAAUAUGCCCAUGUCAAGUUCCCGGAUGGCAGGAUUACUACUGUAUCAUUAAGACACCUCGCACCCAUGGCCACAGAGGGCUGCGAGAGUUUGGACCCCAAUCUCAACAUUCAACAGCAACACCCAGCGAUUGUGAAAGCUGGGGUAAACCCCAAUCCGCCUCAUCCUGAACUACCUCAUCUGGAACUACCUCAUCCUGAACUACUUCGUUCUGAACCACCUAACCUAGAAACACCUAACUGGAAACCUUUCUCUGACGUAACACUCCCUCGAGAAGGUGGUAUGCAGGAACCGACUGGGACACUAGAGGCUUCAACUUUGCAGGAGUCCCUUCGACGAUCUGGAAGGACGCGCAGUACCCCUAUUCAUCUUCGGGACUAUGUUACUUAA